Molecule: messenger RNA, 1756 nt
Organism: Stegastes partitus (bicolor damselfish)
Lineage: Eukaryota; Metazoa; Chordata; Actinopteri; Pomacentridae
Gene: hdip1
Product: chromosome unknown C16orf87 homolog
Exons: 4
Coding region: 270-734 (154 amino acids)
Source: RefSeq, a predicted model, not a curated record
GUAUCAUAUACGGUCAGUAACGAGUGCAGAAGAAAUGCAACCGGCAUGCAUUGUGCGGUAAUCGUCUGACUCACAUCGAACUGUGUGUGUGUGUGUGUGUGUGUGUAUGUGUGAAAGGCGUGUAGUCAUCGAGCCAGCAUCGAUAUAUGUUUGUCUCUCGCUCGCGUGCGUUAGUGUACGUUGAAGGAAAUUCGCUGCCAUCCAUGAACUGCAGACAAAAGUUGUAGUUGCCGCAAAGCUGUUGCCGUUGCCCCUGGAAGAAACGGACUAUGUCGGCAAAUAAAACAAAGAAGGUCAAAAUGGCUACUAAAUCUUGUCCUGAAUGCGACCAACAGAUUCCAGUUGCAUGCAAGUCAUGCCCGUGUGGUUAUGUGUUUAUUAGCAGAAAACUCCUAAAUGCCAAGUUGAAUGAACGCUCUUCUCCAGCAAUAGCAGACAAGUUUGACUUUAAGCGGAGGAGGACAGAGCGCAUUCGCAGAGAAAGGAUUGACUCUCCUUUAACUCAUGACAUGGAAAACAGGAGAAGGCCCCGGGCCAAUAGCCAAUCAGAUCCCAUCCGACGGGGACGGGGGAGACCAAAAACUGUGGGGCUGAAGAAACAUGAAGAGGAGAAAGAAAAACAAGAGAAGGAAGUGGAUAUUUAUGCCAGUCUCUCUGAUGAAAAGGCCUUUGUGUUUUCUGUGGCCUUGGCUGAGAUAAACCGCAAGAUCCUAGGUCAAAGACUCAUCUUAUAAAUGAAAGCCUGAACAGUGAAACCUAGCAGAGAGGACCUAUAAAGUAGCAAGAGAAUGACCAAAGAGAGAACAACUGGCUGGAGCUGAACGUUGACCUGGGCUUGUUACACUUGGAAAAUGGGACAAGAUUCAGAGAACUGAAAGAAGCCAGAGUUCUUUGACACCUUAAAUUAACCACAGACAUAUAGAUAUACAGUCAGGUCACAAAUUAAAGGAAAACCUGAUCCCUUGACCCUACAGAGAGGGGAUCUAGUGACUCUGUUAUGCUGUGUGGGGCAAUGUGCAGACAUGCUUUCAGUCCAGUGGUUCCCUGUAGAGUGAAAUGUCACUGCAAAUCAGUAGAAACCGUUUUGUGUGACCUCUAGCCAACGAUGACACCUUUCAAUCCUGAUGGGAGUGGUCUCUUCCAGAAUGACAAUGCCCCCAUCCAUAGGUAAAUGGUAGAGAAAUAUGAAAAGGAUUUUUUAAAAAAUAUGUGAAUUACCAUCAUCAAAACACCAAAUGAGGGACUGUCUUCUUUAUCCAUCUGUAAAGGUGUUCUGGUGGCCAGACAACUUACUAAGACUAUUUAUGUUGGGGUUUCCUAUAAUUUGUCACUUAUCUAUAUCAUUCUGUACAAACAUAUGAGUAUAAUGUAAAUGUUGUAUGACAUACAUUAUUCUUGAUAGAACCAUGUAAUAAAGGCAGUGUUUGAUGUCAUUUUCCACCUGUUCUAUAGAUGCACACAUCGGAAACUAUGAUGUGGAUGUAUCUGGAUAUAUACAGUUUUCUGAAGGCCUAGUUUGGCUAAGUUGAAAUGAGUUUAAUUUAAGAGGACGCUGAAGUAAAGAAAUACUGCAUUCAUUUUAUAUGAAAUAAAUGGCCUUUGUUAUCAAGUGAACAUCUUCAGUUAGCUUAUUGGAAGGAGCUGUUAGAAGUGACUUUGUGAUACCUGCAUGUUUCCUUGUUUGUUUUUCAAAGAAUCUGCCUCAUUGGGUGACAAAUAAAGGUUUUAUGGUUGCUGGUAUAUCGACACAGAAAAA